Molecule: messenger RNA, 961 nt
Organism: Ruditapes philippinarum (Manila clam)
Lineage: Eukaryota; Metazoa; Mollusca; Bivalvia; Venerida; Veneridae
Exons: 2
Coding region: 81-644 (187 amino acids)
Source: RefSeq, a predicted model, not a curated record
UUGGUUAUUGUUCUUUGUCAUUACUCACAUCAUGACAUGACAAGCUCAUUUGUUUACUUGUUUUAUUGUUUCAGAUUCUAAUGCCUAAGGGAAAGAGAAAAAGUGUUCAAUGUAGUCCAGCCCAGAAUGCAGCCUCCUCAGUGGAAACUUCAGAACAAUCCAUGGUCCUUAAAAAGUCAGUUAUCAAAGGGUAUCACGCUUUUCAAAUAAGACCACCAUCAACUACACCCCCAACACGUCUAACUGUAGAGCCUGAAUAUACAAAUAUCCAUGAUACUGAUGCCUGCUUGGUGUGGUUGCCGCCACUUGAGUCAUUCCAAACAUUGUUACAUGAUAGUGUCACUGACAAAAAACGCCAGCUACGGUUGCGAGAUGUAGCAGGACUUCCAAUUGGCCAUGUUCCACAAGGGAUAGCUGUUUUUUUUCGUACCAUUAUGGACAAAGGACAUAUCGAAGCUGAAGUUACCAGUGAGCCCACUCAGAGUUUCCCACCAUGGCCGGCUCCAAGUUCUGAAGGUGGUGGCGUUGUGUUGCCAUGCAACUAUAUUAUAUUUCACCCAGAUAUUGAGAGUAAUUUUCAAAAACUUUCUGUAAUGUUAGAUAAAAUCCCAGAAGGCCCUGCUAUGACACUAUACAAGGAAUAAACAUGUGUAAAUUUUCAACUCUGUAAAAGCCAAUUAAGCCUAACAAUGCUAUCAUUAUUUUUUUCAAAGUCUUGUUAUUUUAAGGCUAUCACUUUAUAUUUUCAAAGCUUAGUUAUUUUUAAUGUCCAUUUUGCACUUUCCAAAAGUUACUUAUUGGUCAUAUUUUUGAAUCAUUUUUAGUUUCCUUUUUUGCUUAGGUUUAGUACAGUUAAAGUUAAUUAGUAUUUUGUAUUAAUUUACUUGCUAUAUCACAAAUGAUUUUAUAUUCAAAGGUAUUUUUAUCAGACGAUAAGCAUCUCAUAUGAUAUAAAUCCAUA